UUGAUUGCAUUUGGUUUCCACACUCAAGAAGCGAACGUAGAUUCUGGAGCACUUUCGAUAUAAUUAUUUUACUUUAAAACAAAAUGAGGUUAUUUAUAUUUUUCUUUAUAAUAGUAAUUUCUAUUGUGAUCGUGGCGUGUUCGCAUACGUUUAUGGGCACGAACGUGUUCAGACAACAAGUGCAUCGUAGAGAUGUACGAUUCAGUCCGAAUUAUAUAAGAAAACGCGUUGAAAAUAUUACAUUUGCCAUCCCAGCUACGAGCUACUGGCGUUCUAUACAGGGUAUUCUUGCAUACGACCUGACUAAUUCUAGCGCGACAGCCAACGUCACUGCGGGCGGGAUCGGGUACUCUUACGUCACGUUGCGUCUGAGCAACGACCGCGGGCGUGAAAUUCACUAUGACAUCAAUAUUUACGUUUAAUUCAUUUCAUCAUUAAAAGCAUGAAAUAAAUUAUUACAGCAAUUAUAAUAUUUGUUUGUUUUUGAUCGAACUACGUCAUACGAGCCAUGAGAUCAUUGCAUAUAGAUAACAACAACAAUCAGCUGUUUAUACCAUUGACUUCGUCAGAUGUUUUGUUACAUAGUCUUUAGUUUUCCUAAUAAAUUGGUUUUCUUUAUAGAUCA
This is a messenger RNA of Vanessa atalanta (red admiral), 625 nucleotides long. RefSeq lists its product as uncharacterized. The transcript is spliced from 2 exons. Bases 84 to 422 code for a protein of 112 amino acids. The record is from RefSeq and is a predicted model, not a curated record. NCBI's taxonomy places the organism in Eukaryota, Metazoa, Arthropoda, Insecta, Lepidoptera, Nymphalidae.